Molecule: messenger RNA, 747 nt
Organism: Peronospora matthiolae
Lineage: Eukaryota; Oomycota; Peronosporomycetes; Peronosporales; Peronosporaceae
Source: the annotation of a GenBank genome assembly
AUGCACUCGCGUCGACCCGAGACCUUGAAGAUUGACAUCUCCAAGUAUAGGGGAGUCGAAGAGGACUCCCUCUUGAGAUGGUUCGUCGAAUUGGAUGACACCAUAAGGGCGCGUCGCAUCGAAGACGGGGAAAUGCAAGUUGCAUUUGCCCAGUCAAAUCUGGCAGGACGUGCCAAGACUUGGACUUUGGGGCUCAAGUUGCACGACCCAUAUGCGUUUGGGUCGUUGGAAGUCUUCAAUUCGGGGCUCAGACAAACGUUUGAGCCGCCUAGAGCUGAGUUCAGAGCUCGAACUGAACUCUUGAAGCUCAAGCAGGGUAAGCGUGAUGUGCACGCUUACGCACGACAUGUACGACAUCUCACGAGUUGUAUAAUUUCCAAUCCGGUGGAUGAACACACGUUGGCUUCGGUUUUCAUGCAGGGUCUUGCGGAUGGUCCCGUCAAGACUCACAUGUUCCGGCUUGAACUAGAUUCACUAGAACAAGCCAUUUCCAUUGCGGAACAGGAAGACUUCAGUCUGAGACAGGCUCGCGCCAGCUCGACAUCAUAUCGUCAACCGAGACGAUAUGACAACGGAGGUCCAGAGCCGAUGGAACUCUGUUAUGUAGAGAGCGAGAAGGCUCGCUCUACAGACUACAAGAAGUUGCAGAGAUGCAAGAGAUGUCAAAAGACAGGACACUACGCUUACGAGUGUAGUGCCCUCGUCCAGUGUCUCGCAACACUGGGCGUAGUGACCGUCCACCCAUGA